Aplysia californica (California sea hare) is the source of this 315-nucleotide messenger RNA. RefSeq lists its product as uncharacterized. The coding region runs from base 1 to 315 and encodes 104 amino acids. The transcript is spliced from 2 exons. The record is from RefSeq and is a predicted model, not a curated record. NCBI's taxonomy places the organism in Eukaryota, Metazoa, Mollusca, Gastropoda, Aplysiida, Aplysiidae.
AUGCCUUCGUCUGUAGCUUUGUCGUCAAACAGGAGCAACAAAGCAGAGCGUCCAGAAUUGGCCUCUGGGUACCUGGGUUCGAAACCUAAGUUUGUCGAGUUGAAGUUAACGACGCUGAGCCAUCCGAGUCCAGAGUUCUCCAUCGAGGUCAACAGCGUGGAACUGAAUCUGAAACCGACCAAGCCUGUCAAGAAAAAAGACGGCGCGCUCAGUUUCCUCAUCAGCUUCUCCGACAGGGCUCACUACAAGCUUGAGAUCUUCGCUCUGAGCGCUGCAGAUGAAGAGAAAGCUCAGCCAAACGUUUUCAAUUACUAA